UUUCUUUCUGAUUUGUAAGUAGCCUGUGAAUUGCUCCCUUCCUACAGGCUUAAUCAAUUAAUUCUACACAGGAAGACUGAUGUGACUGUGAACACUGAACACAUUUUAUAUCCUUAAAUGUCUUGUUGUAACAUAGAGUAUCAAGCCUUAAACCAGUGAUUCCCAAACUUUAGUGUGAAUAGAAUCACUUUGGAGGUAUGUUUAAAAUGCAUAUUAUCAGAUUAUUCAGUGAGUCUGACCUGUGGUCCAGGGAUCUUCAUUUUUAAAAAUUCAAUAUUUCGAUAUUGUUAAUAAAGAGACCACCCUUUGAGAAACACUGUUUUAAGCCCUUUAGCCUGGCAUGCAAGAUUUUUGGAUGAUCUGUUCCCAGAUUAUUUAUUUGCAUAUGUUCCCCUAUGUGAAAAUUGCUCUUGCUGAAAUUGUCUACUUACUAUUUCCUAAGUAACAUGUAGACAAACUCAUCUCUAAGCCAUUCUGGCUAAAAGUACUCUAUAAAUGUAAGAUGGUAGUAUGCCAUUUUUCUCUCUUGGCAUUUCUUCUACUUCCCACUUUGUCCAAAUCCUGAUUUCCCUUUAAGAUACAACUCUUCCCUUCUUUUUCAUGAAAUCUUCCCUGACCAUUUUAAGCAUUUUGAGUUUUUUCUCCUCUCUGACCCUAAGCACUCAUAUCCAGGCUUUCGGCAUUUCCUGCAUUGUUGAGUUUUGUUUUAUUUUUGUGUGAGUAAUCUCAAAUUGAACAAUUAUUUGUUGGCAGGGAUUUUGCCUCAUAUGUAUUUUUUAUCUUCCACAGGACCUGUGUGGAAAUAAAAACGAAUGCCCAUAGCCUCAUUAGUCUUGGCUGUUUUGAAGAACUACAGUGAAAUAUUCACUGGACAUUCAGUGAAUAUUUUUAGAAAUUAAAUCAAUCUGUUCAUCCUGUUCACUCUGUCCAUAUAGCCUUUAUAAUUCUGUAGACUUUGUUUAUAUAAUCUCUAAGUCUUGGUUGUUGUAGGUUGAAGAGGUCCUCAUCUUUUUAGUUUAUCCUCAUGGUAUUACUUCACCCCAUGUUUGUUAUUCUAUAGAUUAUUUAUGGAUUAUCAGCAGCUCUAAUUUCAUGCACUAGUCCAGCUAAGGAUUAUUAGUGUUAGAGUUUUCUGAUAAAUUUUAGACUUUUAUGGGAAGGAUGCCUUACAGAAUUAAGCAGAUGCCCUUUAGAGUAUGGUAAUUUCUAGUUUGACGUAUUGUAGGUCUCUCCCUUAACGGUUCCAAGCAACUGAUCAGAUCCCUGACUUAGACCCAGAUUUAGACCCUAAUAUCCUGAGUUGUUUCUCCAAUGGCUAGAACUUAAGGCUGACACUGGGGAAAGGGGGUUUCUGCAUCUCCCCAGCCUGGAUUUGAUCCCAGCCCUGUUGAGUAGCAGUUUUAGAGAUGCUUCUCCUUUAUUUCUGCGUAAACCAGCCUCCUGAGAAAAAGAAUGACAACAUAAUCUGGGAAAAAGGAAGAGUGCUCCAUGUGCAUCCCUCUUGAAGCUUCGCACUCUGUUGAAGAGGACACUCAUCCCAGUCAUUAUUUAGAAGCCAGGUCCUUGAAUGAGAGAGAUUAUCGGGACCGGAGAUACAUUGAUGAAUACAGAAAUGACUACUGCGAAAGAUAUGUUCCUAGACGUUAUCACAGAGACGUUGAAAGCGGUUAUCGAAUCCACUGCAGUAACUCUUCAGUCCGAAGCAGGAGAAGCAGUCCUAAAAGGAAGCGUAAUAGACACUGUUCAAGUAAUCAGUCACGUUCGAAGAGCCACCGAAGGAAAAGAUCCAGGAGUAUAGAGGAUGAUGAGGAGGGUCACCUGAUCUGUCAAAGUGGAGACGUUCUAAGAGCAAGAUAUGAAAUCGUGGACACUUUGGGAGAAGGGGCCUUUGGCAAAGUUGUAGAGUGCGUUGAUCAUGGCAUGGAUGGCAUACAUGUAGCAGUGAAAAUCAUAAAAAAUGUGGGACGAUAUCGUGAAGCAGCUCGUUCAGAAAUCCAAGUAUUAGAGCAUUUAAAUAGUACUGAUCCCAAUAGCAUCUUCCGAUGUGUCCAGAUGCUAGAAUGGUUUGAUCAUCAUGGUCAUGUUUGUAUUGUGUUUGAACUCCUGGGACUUAGUACCUAUGAUUUCAUUAAAGAAAAUAGCUUUCUGCCAUUUCAAAUUGACCAUAUCAGGCAAAUGGCAUAUCAGAUCUGUCAGUCAAUAAAUUUUUUGCAUCAUAAUAAAUUAACCCAUACAGAUCUGAAGCCUGAAAAUAUUUUAUUUGUGAAGUCUGACUAUGUAGUCAAGUAUAAUUCGAAAAUGAAACGCGAUGAACGCACACUGAAAAACACAGAUAUCAAAGUUGUUGACUUUGGAAGUGCAACAUACGAUGAUGAACAUCAUAGUACUUUGGUAUCUACACGGCAUUAUAGAGCUCCAGAGGUCAUUUUGGCUUUAGGUUGGUCUCAGCCUUGUGAUGUUUGGAGCAUAGGUUGCAUUCUUAUUGAAUAUUACCUUGGUUUCACAGUCUUUCAGACUCAUGAUAGUAAAGAGCACCUGGCAAUGAUGGAACGUAUAUUAGGACCCAUACCAACACACAUGAUUCAGAAAACAAGGAAACACAAGUAUUUUCAUCAUAAUCAGCUAGAUUGGGAUGAACAUAGUUCUGCUGGUAGAUAUGUUAGGAGACGCUGCAAACCAUUAAAGGAAUUUAUGCUUUGUCAUGAUGAAGAACAUGAGAAACUGUUUGACCUGGUUCGAAGAAUGUUAGAAUAUGAUCCAAUGAAAAGAAUUACCUUGGAUGAAGCAUUGCAGCAUCCUUUCUUUGACUUAUUAAAAAAGAAAUGAAAUGGAAAUCAGUGGUCUUACUAUACUUCUCUAGAAGAGAUUAUUUAAGACUGUGUCAGUCAACUCUAAACAUUCUAGUAUUUUUAUAAACCUUAAAUUAUUUUGUACAGUUAAGUGUAAAUGCUGUAUGUUUUGUAUCAAUUGCAUAAUUAUCUUGUUAAGCAAAUAUGGUCUUGAUAAUGAAUGAAAUAUAAAAGCUAAAAUUAAUUUUCCUUUUUUGAGAUUAAUUACCAUUUUUAAAGACCUUUGGAAUAUCCUUUGUGUCCAGCGAUAAAUGUGAUUGAUCUUGCCUUUUGUACAUGGAGGUUGACUCUUGGAAGUGAUUUUUGUCUUUUGUUUUUUGGUUUUUUUUUUGAGUAAAAGGAAAUCUUGACUACUUCAUUCUUAAAUGAAUAUUCUUUAUAUACCUCAAACUUUUCUUAACUUGAAAAGUUUUUUCUGUAAUUGUUGAACAGGUAAUAAGUAUUAUUAACUCUAGGUAGGCAGGUAUUAGAAACCAAAACCCAUAGGAACUGUUUGCUGUUGGAAUUUCAUUAAAUUGUAAGUAUUGUGUUCUGUUUCAUUGGGUGAUGUCAGUGGUGGUAAGUAGCAUUCAUGGAAAGACAUCCAACUUGUGCAUCGUGAUAGGUUAAUAAAACCGCAUCACACUUCGUUUAAGAUUAAAGUCUAACUGGAAAGUUAGUUUGGGAAGUCUGUUUUCCAAUGGCUAUUUAUGUAGUUAGUCACAAACGUAGAAAUAGGAAUUCUGAUGACUGAGGUUUUUGUUUUUAGUGCCAAAUCUUCAGGAGUCUAGAAAUUGUCCAAUAUCUGUUUCCUUACCAUAUGAAGUAUAAAUACUUAAACCUCAGCCUAUGAGACUUUAAGGUUAUUAUUAAACAAUUUGUAUUUAUGUUACUCUUUAUUGGAAAAAAAAAGAUGAUUUGAUUGGAGAACACUUGGGAAGAAAACUGCAGAAAUUUCCAGACCCUGAUUGGUUAACAUAAUGAACUUUUUGUUUGUCUGUAGGUAUUUUUUUCUGUUUACCUGUUUUCACAUUAAAAACUACAUGGUAAAUGUUAAUUUAGUAAAAAAAACAAAAACUAUUGAUCAGUCUGCCGGGUAAAAAUACUUUUUGUUGUAGAAUUCAUGAUUGAUUAUCCAGAUAAAGGUUUUUUGUUAAAAGUA
Balaenoptera ricei (Rice's whale) is the source of this 3990-nucleotide messenger RNA. It is a transcript of the gene CLK4, whose product is annotated as CDC like kinase 4. Gene Ontology annotation, cellular component: nucleus. Lineage: Eukaryota; Metazoa; Chordata; Mammalia; Artiodactyla; Balaenopteridae. Gene Ontology annotation, molecular function: protein tyrosine kinase activity; ATP binding. The record is from RefSeq and is a predicted model, not a curated record. The coding region runs from base 1489 to 2826 and encodes 445 amino acids. Gene Ontology annotation, biological process: regulation of RNA splicing; protein phosphorylation. The transcript is spliced from 13 exons.